CUCUCUCUCUCUCUCUCUCUCUCUCUCUCUCUCUCUCUCUCUCUUUCUUUCUCUGCGGAAUGCGCACUGCACUGGUGGGUGGGCAGAACACCGGGUGUUACAUAGGGAGCGAGAUCUACUCUCACUCAGUUCUCGCUUGAGUGCUCAGGUUUCGGCAGAGUGCCUUGGGUAUCGCUUUUACCCAGUUUUUCAUUUUAAAACGCUUUCCAUUGAGACCUAAAAGACCGUGUUAACCCUUUCUCUACAAUAUUCAAGGGUUGAAUAGCUGUUUAUUACUCUCAAAGAGAGUGUUAGCCUCGAGGCGUUGACUCUGUGAGUGCACAUUUAUUUCGUCUAGGAAAAUGGCAAAAGAUGAAAAGAAGAGCGCAUGGAAAGAGUUCUUCUGGAACCCGAGGACGCGCGAGUUUUGCGGGAGGACCGCAAGCAGCUGGGGUCUGAUCCUGUUGUUUUAUUUGGCAUUCUACAUUUUCCUGGCUGGAUUAUUUGCUCUCACCAUGUACGUAAUGCUGCAGACACUCGAUGACCACAGACCAACAUACCAAGAUAGACUUUCAACUCCAGGGAUGAUGAUCAGACCUAAAGGAGACCAGUUGGAGAUCGCUUACACUGUGGAGUUCACAGAGACCUGGGAAAGAUAUGUCCAGGCCCUCAAUAACUUCCUCUCGCCCUACAAUGACUCAGUCCAGGCCCAGAAAAAUUACGAGUGUAAACCGGAUAGGUACUUCAUCCAGGAGGACAGUGGCAGUUUGAAAAACUUCCCCAAGCGUUCCUGCCAGUUCAACCGCACCAUGUUGGGGAAUUGCUCUGGGCUCACAGAUCGUUAUUAUGGUUACGACGAGGGCAAGCCCUGCGUCAUCAUCAAGCUCAACCGCGUGAUAGGUCUGUUGCCUACUAAGGACGGGCAGCCUCCUUACGUCACAUGUGGUGCUAAGGCGGAUGACUCAGAUAAACUUGGUGAACUGGCGUACUUUCCCCCCAAUGGCACCUUCAACCUUAUGUACUACCCAUACUAUGGCAAGAAAGCCCAGGUAAACUACUCUCAGCCUCUAGUGGCCAUUAAGUUCCUCAACAUCACCACGAACGAGGACGUAAACGUGGAGUGCAAAAUCAAUUCUAACGCGAUUCCCGAGGGCACUGAACGAGACAAGUUUGCUGGACGCGUUUCCUUCAAACUGAGGAUCAACUCCAGAGAUUAAAUAGAUGAAAGUGUGUUCCUCUAUUUUACACAUACACACACACACAGACACACACACAUGCACACACACACAACAGUGUACGAGUGUAUAGUUAUUCACCGAAGGCAAAGCUAGAGACAUAAGCCAGACACAGCAAUCUUCAGCACAGACAAAUCAGAGAAUAAUAAUUAAAAUUUCAAAGAAAUAUAUACAUCUAUUUUUUUUUUCAUUUGAGACUGUAGUGAGGUUGUAGAGAGUUAGCAAGGUUGUGAUUUUGUGUGUAUUAAUGUGUGUACAUCUGUGUGUGUUUGCAUGUGUGAGUUGAGAUAUUACAGUAUUUAUUUUCUGAAACAAAAUUUAAAUUGCAUGCUCAGCUGUCAGAGCUAUUUAUUAAAUAAUAUAUUAUUCUAUUAAGCAAUAUUAAGAAUAAAGGGAUAUAAUUUUUUUUUAAAAGGAGAAAAAUUCAGAACCUAAAAAAAAUGCUGUUUUUUCCCCUCAGUAUCUGUAUUAAUUUAGAAGAAAUUAAUUAUUAUGAUUCCAAAGCAGGUGUCUAUGGAUUAAUGUGCUAUGCUGGCAUGAUCUCAUGUUCGGAGUGAAAUCUCAUGUUUGGAUCUCAUGCUCUUGAGUGUUUGGAUUUUUUUUUAUUUUGUUUUUGUGCAUGCAUGUAUCAGUUGUGAAGAGUGGUAUUUAAAUCUCUUCUAAAUGAAGAGGAUAUUUUAUACCAACAUGUAGAUAAGGUUGAUGAAAGUCAGUUCUACAUUCCUCUCGAGCACACCCGAAAAAACUGAUACAUUCACAAACAUUUCUGCAUUCCUAUUGGUUUCGGCACAGACUGUACGAUCAUAUGUGUCACGUUUCAUUUGUUAUGAGGCGUGUCUAUUUAAGUUUGUUUAUAUGUAUAAAUAGGUAUUUUGCAGUAUUUUCCUUUCUUUUUUUGCAUGUGUAAUCCAAUCUGUCUCACAUGGUGAGGGGAUAUGAUGUUUUGUAUUGAUUUGCACCGGCUCAGAGGAUGACAGCAGGCCUGGGUUCAGUUCAAAAUCUGAAAAAUAGGUAGAAAAAGUGUGUUUGAUAUGUGUAUGUGAGAAUAUGUAUGGAUUCCUGCAUGUGUGUGUUUCAUUUGAUUUGAUUUCUUUUAUGUUAAUCUUUGUGCACAAUUUACUUUGAGUAUUUUUGGAUUUUGUUGUAAGUGAUUUAAUAGAGAUAGAUAGAGAGGCUCUAAGAGCUGGAACAGAAGGCUUAUGUUUCUGCUGAUAAGGAAGACAGAAGUGAAUCCAACCCAGUCCUUACCCUGCAUGAGUCAAUAAAACAAAAACAAAAACCAACAAAAAAAAAAACAUGGUCACUCACCUCAUUUCUUUUCAUUUUUUAAAUCUCAUUUCUCUCUUUUAUGUUUUUAAGCACAAAAGUUCACUCUCUGAGCACAUACACCUCAUGCUGUGUGUCUUGUGUCUCACGCUAAGGCUACUAUCAUACAGAGAACGGAUCGUCCAUAAGAAUGUACACACUGCUUCUCUGUGUCAUAUAGUCGCUCUGACGAGAGUUUGAGUGUGUACACUUCCUCUAAUGCCCUAAUCCUUUAAUCUCACAGGAUAAUCCUAAACAGGUAUGGCGCUCUACACCAACAUUUCCCCAAAAGUGUCUGUCUAUCUAUCUGUCAGACAUAAAUUGUCAUUUACUGAAGAAUAUUCAACAUAUUUAUCACAUUUGAUCACUUUCACAUGUACGUCUGUGAUGUCUGUAUAUUGAAUAUUUUAUGUUUGUGCACGGUGAGGAUGUUAUCUGACCUAGCAGAGAAAGCUUCAAAUCAACAAAAUUAAAUAUUCAUUUACCUCAGGCCCCAGCUCACAUUUCAGUAACUUGAUCCU
This is a messenger RNA of Ctenopharyngodon idella (grass carp), 3040 nucleotides long. It is a transcript of the gene atp1b2b, whose product is annotated as ATPase Na+/K+ transporting subunit beta 2b. NCBI's taxonomy places the organism in Eukaryota, Metazoa, Chordata, Actinopteri, Cypriniformes, Xenocyprididae. The record is from RefSeq and is a predicted model, not a curated record. Bases 342 to 1196 code for a protein of 284 amino acids. Gene Ontology annotation, cellular component: sodium:potassium-exchanging ATPase complex. Gene Ontology annotation, biological process: intracellular potassium ion homeostasis; intracellular sodium ion homeostasis; sodium ion export across plasma membrane. The transcript has 7 exons. Gene Ontology annotation, molecular function: ATPase activator activity.